Messenger RNA from Drosophila eugracilis, 1012 nucleotides. It is a transcript of the gene thoc7, whose product is annotated as THO complex protein 7. The record is from RefSeq and is a predicted model, not a curated record. Gene Ontology annotation, biological process: mRNA processing; mRNA export from nucleus. The transcript has 3 exons. Gene Ontology annotation, cellular component: THO complex part of transcription export complex. Bases 53 to 943 code for a protein of 296 amino acids. NCBI's taxonomy places the organism in Eukaryota, Metazoa, Arthropoda, Insecta, Diptera, Drosophilidae.
AUAUAACCAGGGAUGCAAACAUACCCGCUACAGUAAGACCGCACUGCUUGGGAUGUCGAAGCAGCGGUGGGCUUGGCCACACUCCGAUCCUGAGGUUAAAUUAGUGAAGAUGAACGAUGAGGAAAUCAUAAAGCAGCGCCUGCUGAUUGAUGGCGACGGCACUGGAGAGGAUCGAAGGAUAGUUGUACUGCUGAAGCAGUUCUUGAAAUGGGCCAACGCCAAAAACGACUCGCCGGAGAUGGAAGCAAACCCAAUCAUGUAUGACCGCCUGAUGGCCCAGUUCGCCCAGUGCAAGCUUACUGCAAUGAAAAAUGUUCAGACUUUACAGAUGAUUGCUGCGGAGAGGCACAACUACAGCAAGCUGGUGGAGCAGCAUGAGCAUAGUAUAGUUUUGGCAAAGGAAGAGAUUGAAGCCAGCAAGAAGGAGCUUAUAACCGCAAAGCAGAUUCGCAAGAACAAGAUGGAGUACGACUUGCUGGCAUCGCUCAUUCAACAACAGCCGGACCGUAACGGCACCCAAAAGCAGAUCGAGAGGAUCAGGAGGGAGAUUGAUGACCUGGUGCAGAAGAAGCUUAAGAUGGAGCGCAAAUUCCAGAAGCGCCGCAACGACUUCACUUUGCUUAUGUACACGAUCCACGAGCUGGAACAACAGUUGGACCAGGAUAACAGCUCAUCCUCGUCAUCGUCGUCUUCCUCUUCAUCAUCUAGCGAGAGUGAUGCCCGUUCAGAGCCAGAGCUAGACGACAAUGGCAUCAUGGAGGUCAGUGACGAGGACGAUCUCAAUAACAGCAGUCCAGCCAAGUUCGACGGAGUCCGCGGCGACUCCAAAUUCCACGGCGCCUCCACGGAGGACUACAAAGCCAUGUCCGUGGAGGAAGACACUGUGCUCGAGUUGAGCAUUGAAAAGGACGAGCAUGACGUGGAUGUUGCAGUAGCAAGUUAGGUUAAAAGCGCGAGCGUAAAAAAAACCCAAAAAUGCAAAAUCAUUAAAGAUAAAAUUUAGAAAGUUGCA